UGUUCAAGUCUAAAGGCCUUGCCUUGAAAGAAAAUAUUUAAAGGAAGGAAGGGUUAGAAAAGAGACAAGAAUGUCUGUCACGAUACUGAAGGCAUAGGAUUGGGUCAUUCUCAGAGAGGGGAAAAGAUCAAUAAAAAAUCAUUCCCCUGACACAAAAUUUUCUGAAGGAUCUGUUGCCUUUUUUUAAAGUCUCUGAGUUCUAGUUAGCCUAGUGCAGGAUAAAAAUACCAGUCUUGUGUUCUUUUUUUUCUUGUUUAUAUUAACAAGGCUGCAGACAAAUGCAAACGGCAUGGUUUCUGACUCCAGAAGGCCUAACCCUGAGUGUUCGUACCCACUUCCUGUUUGUCUCACAGUGGACGGCUGCUCUUUCCAGAGCAGUUCUUGAGCUUAGCUUGCAAUUAGAUUUUACUGAAAAAUAUAAACACUGUCUUCUUUCCUCUGCCUCCUCCAUUCAGUGCUCCCAGGAGCCUACAAUGUGUCAGCCCCAAAAGGCGAAACAAUGAAUUUUCAAGAGCACAAAGGACUUGGAUUCAGGAGACAGGGCUAUUCCUCUCGUCCACUGACCGGCACGGUGAUGGAGGACGAAGACUGCAAACGGAUUCUCCCAGACAACCCCACAGAAGCACUGUCCCAUCAUCCUAAACAAGAUGUGUCGGGAGAUCUAAGCGAGAAGGAACAGACCCCAAAGACACUGAGGCUCAUGCUGGUGGGGAAAACCGGAAGUGGGAAAAGUGCAACAGGAAACAGCAUCCUUGGCAGGAACGUGUUGGAGUCUAAACUCAGCGCUACACCUGUGACCAAGGCCUUCCGGAAGGAGAGCCGAAUAUGGUCUGGGAAGAAGCUUGAGGUGAUCGACACCCCUGAUAUUUUGUCCCCUCGGGCUCCUCCGGAAGCGGGCCUCAGGGACAUCUGCACAGCCAUCACCAUGUCCUCCCCAGGGCCGCACGCGGUGCUCCUGGUGACACAGCUGGGCCGGUUCACAGAGCAGGACCAGCAGGUGGUCAGGCGCCUCCAGGAGGUCUUCGGAACAGGCGUCCUGGCCUACACCGUCCUGGUGUUCACGCGGAAGGAAGACCUGGAGGGCGGCUCUCUGGAUGACUACGUGCGGGACACCGACAACCGGGAACUCGCUCACCUGGACGAGAUGUGUGCGCGGCGCCACUGCGGCUUCAACAACAAGGCGGGGGAGGCGGAGCAGGAGGCACAGCUGCAGGAGCUCAUGGACAGCAUCGAGGGCGUCCUGUGGGAGAACGAAGGCCGUUGUUACAGCAACAAGGCUUACCAAUACUACCAGCACGUGCAGGGCAGGCACAGCAUCCAGGAUCCACGCCCUGAGGGAGUGCCCGGCGAGGAGUCCUGGAGGGAGGACCUGUGCCGAAUCCAGAAGGAGUCUGAGGAAGCCAACAGACUUCUCCUGGAGGAGACCUGCUGGACCCCCAACUGGAGCACCUACUGGAGCACCUAUUGGAGCACCUACUGGAGCACAUACUGGAGCACCUACUGGAAACCUACAGGAGCACCCACUGGAGCACCUACUGGAGCACCUACUGCAGCACAUAAUGGCUCUAGUGAGAGCAGCUGUUUCCCGAGAGCCUCCCUCAGCCCCCGUGUCCAGCUGCCAGGCCAUCACUUGCCCUCCCAUCCCAUGGGUCACUGAGCAUCCCAGCCUGCAGAUCCAUGUCUGGAGGGGAUGUGGGCUCCAGAGUUCCCAUCUCGCUAUCGGCUCCUUCAUCACAUCGCCCAGAAGACAUGGGCGCUGCUUCCUCUGCCUCCUCCACACUCUUCUCAGGUGGAACCUCACACCGUUGGUGUAGCAUUUCUUGACGUUCUUCUCUUUAUCCUGACAGAAGCAAAGCCUCCUGAGGGCAGCCUGUGCCUCAUUCUUCCAUGUAACCCCCACAGCGUCCUGGUCACUGGACUCUCUCCUUAAGCGAUGAGAGCAAAUCAGUGUGGGACAGUGACCAGGUGACUUGACAUCUCUUGGGCUAUGUCCUGGCCUGUAAGGGGGCAGGCAUAAUGACUUGUAAGGUUUGUGCUGUGGGUGGUGGCUCAGGACAUAACAAUAGCUCUGUGACAUGUGGGGAGGGACAGCUGCUGGGCUGGGGAGGAGAAGGCCAGUAGAAACAGGAGGGACAGGAGGAGAAUCCCUUUAUUCACCCCUGAAAGAGGCCAUCGAAUCACAACCAGUGAGCUCCGUGGGAACUUCCUGGCGGCAAUGAUGGCAAAGUGGGGUGGGGGCAUCGAAGAAGCCAAGCCUGGUCAGGAA
Molecule: messenger RNA, 2266 nt
Organism: Hipposideros armiger (great roundleaf bat)
Lineage: Eukaryota; Metazoa; Chordata; Mammalia; Chiroptera; Hipposideridae
Gene: GIMAP6
Product: GTPase, IMAP family member 6
Exons: 3
Coding region: 500-1657 (385 amino acids)
Cellular component (GO): cytosol
Molecular function (GO): GTP binding
Source: RefSeq, a predicted model, not a curated record